AUGUUUUUGCAAGGGCGACUUCUUUUUGCACAGAGUUCUGAGUUUUGCAUGUUGUGCCAAAUGGAGGCUUCACUUGAGGCCUAAAGGUGGAUAUGCAGAGUAAUAACAUGGUAAACAUGUGACAGAGAAAACUGCAAACUUAGAGGAGUUCAUGAUCCAGUAGCUUGUUGUCUUAACAUCUGAGCGUGAUUGAACACAAAUUAUAAAUUAUAUACUGAUUGCACAGGUCAAACCUAUUAAGAACUCACAGGGACAAACUUGUACAAAUUGCUUUAAACAGCCAAGAGGUUGAUGCAUCUAACCUAACCUCAGACGAUCCCUAAGUCUGCCACAGUAGCUUUACAUCAGAAAGAGUGAUAAAACGGGAAAUGUAAACAAUAUUCAAGAGAACAAACAGCUUUGUCAUAUUAUUUUAGAACUGUAAGUCAGGGCAAUGCGAUGACUCGCACAUUCACGCCCACAUGUGUCAGAUGGUCUGCCUUUUGGUCACGCUCUAGUUGGUUUGCAUAUCUAUUUUGUGACAUUUAAAUCAUAACUGCAAACAUUUUCUCUCAGUGUUUUGCAGAAGCCACAGCGGGAGACACAGAGAAGAAUGAAUAUGUUGGCACCUUUGGUUUAUGCUCUUUUGAACAUCUGUUUGUUGCCUCCAGUGUCGGCAACAGUUGUCCAAGAUUUUAAUCACGUUGAGAGGUGCAAGGACUCCCUGUAUAUGGGAACACCACCGCGGGGGAUCAUCGACACCAAACUGAAGAAGAUCUGCCAACGUUACGCAGACAAACCUCGAUAUGUGACCCUGUACGACCCCCAGAAGCGGAUUCCAGUUUACUCGGCUUAUUCCUUCAAGAAAACGGAGGGAGACAGACGUGUGGAUUACCCCUGGAUGUAUGAGCCACAGCUGGCAGAAAUUGACGGAAAUGGAAACAUGCUGCCCUUCCCCACUGGUUACCUGCACAUGAAGUUUGAGGACAGCCAGGCUGUCCUGGAUGACUACUCUGAUGUGGUCCUGUAUGAGAGAGGUCAGCUGAACCCAGACCAGCAUCAGUCCACCCCACACGACCGCGCCGCCACCUACUCUCUGACCAACGUGGUCCCAGAGAUACGGGAGUUCAACAUCGGACCAUGGCGCGACUACGAGGAGCGGAUCCGCGUCCGCCUCAACAACUUCUGCCGCGGCACGGCCUUCAUCGUGACCGGAGUGACCACCAGAGGCAACAUGAUCCGCCGAAACAACCAGGACCGCGUGGCCAUCCCUGAAGACGUGUGGUCCGCCUACUGCUGCACCGACUACGACCGCAACGCACCGCACGUCGUCCGCGUCCUCUUCCCGACCUACGCGGCCAUGGCCAAAAACGCCAAAGAGGGCAACAGCGUUCACGAGAUGCCGGUCCAAGAACUUGAGAUUCUUCUGAAAAACAGCAUGGAUGUUGACCAGAAUCUUCAGAUCUUCUACGACAACUGCAUCUCCCCCUCACCUCUUCCUCUUUACCUCCAGCAUACCAUCUGAAAGUGUGUACGUUUCUGCAACUUUGCAGGAGAUGUUUGUGCUUCUUUUCUUCUGCUGGGAAAAAAAGGAUGUUGUCUUAAUUCUCUGUAAUCUUAAUUUAAUGUCAAAAUUGGCCUGACUGUGCUUCUUAAAAUGUCUUUCUUCAGUUCAUUAUUUCUCCUCUUCCAAACAAACAUAAACAUGGCACACAUUUUACAGGAGAGCUACCAUGCAGGGAGGUUAACUCGUUUAAUAAAACAUCUUAAUUUCCUGCUCUGU
Scatophagus argus is the source of this 1762-nucleotide messenger RNA. Its product is annotated as endonuclease domain-containing 1 protein. The record is from RefSeq and is a predicted model, not a curated record. Gene Ontology annotation, molecular function: metal ion binding; nucleic acid binding; hydrolase activity. The transcript has 2 exons. NCBI's taxonomy places the organism in Eukaryota, Metazoa, Chordata, Actinopteri, Scatophagidae. The coding region runs from base 593 to 1504 and encodes 303 amino acids.